Gigantopelta aegis is the source of this 2700-nucleotide messenger RNA. Its product is annotated as ATP-binding cassette sub-family F member 3-like. The transcript has 19 exons. Gene Ontology annotation, molecular function: ATP binding; ATP hydrolysis activity. Lineage: Eukaryota; Metazoa; Mollusca; Gastropoda; Neomphalida; Peltospiridae. The coding region runs from base 4 to 2151 and encodes 715 amino acids. The record is from RefSeq and is a predicted model, not a curated record.
AGCAUGUCAGCUUGCAAAGAACUUUUGAGUCGGGCUUUUCCCAAUAUUGAUAAGGAAAUAACAGAUUAUGUCAAUGGUCUGCUAGAGGAUGCUAAAGAUGACUUUGAGUCAGCCGAAGAUCUGUUUGACGCAGUUGGGGUGAUGCUGCUCCAGUCAGAUGGAGACAAAUCAGAGGAUGACAUCAGAGAAAUAUGUGAACGUCUCCACUCGUUUCUUAAUUUUGGUCUUAAUAACAAAAUAGUGUCAGAAAAUGGAGAAAACAAACACAGCCGAAUACUGGAUGCCCCCGUACACUUGGGAUCAAUGGCUGAAGCUUACGAAAAACUUAGUGAUGCAAACAACAGCAUUUGGCUUAAAAAGAAAGAAAAUGACUUGAAAGUUGAUAAAAAGAAGCUAGAAAAGGCCCAGGCACAGAGACAGAAGAAGCUGGACAAGAGAGUAGAUACUGUUCCGGAGAUUAAAACACCGGAGAGUAUGUUGGCAACAGCAAGUCAGCAGUUUAAUCGUAAAGACACCAAAAUGGAUGCAUCCGGAAACAACAGAAAUUAUGACGUCAGAAUUGAAGACUUUGAUGUGGCCUUUGGAGAACGAGUUCUUCUAACAGGUGCCAGUAUAUACCUGAUGGCUGGAAGACGAUACGGUUUUAUUGGUCGGAAUGGUUUGGGUAAAACAACACUGUUGAAAAUGAUAGCAGGUGGUCAGUUGAAGAUUCCGUCUCACAUCAGUGUGCUGCACGUAGAACAGGAGGUGACAGGAGACGAUACGCAGGCGCUGCAGAGCGUUUUAGAGUGCGACACAAAACGUGAAUCUCUGCUACACGAGGAAAAAGAGAUCGCGGCAAAACUGAAUUCUUCAAGUCCUGGAUCUGACAAAGACAUGUCGUCACGGUUACACGAGAUCUACAAGGAACUGGAGGAAAUGGAGGCCGAGAAGGCCCCGGCGAGGGCUGGUGUUAUUCUCGCCGGUCUCGGGUUCUCAGCUGAGGGGCAGACCCGCCCGACAAGGGAAUUUUCCGGUGGAUGGAGAAUGCGGUUGGCUUUAGCUAGAGCACUGUUUUCAAAACCAGACUUGCUACUACUUGAUGAACCUACAAACAUGUUGGACAUGAAGGCAAUUAUCUGGCUGGAGAAUUACCUACAGAAAUGGCCGAAAACAAUCCUGGUUGUCUCUCACGACCGACUAUUCCUGAACGCCGUGUCGACCGAUAUUGUGCACCUCCACUCACAGAAGAUCGACUCGUACCGGGGCAAUUACGAAGCCUUCUACAAAACGAGGUCGGAAAGGAUGAAAAGCCAACAGAGAGAAUACGAAGCUCAAAAACAAUACAGAGAUCACAUACAGAUUUUUAUAGACCGGUUCCGAUACAAUGCCAACAGAGCAUCACAAGUUCAGAGUAAACUGAAGUUACUUGAGAAGUUACCACCACUAAAACCUGUGGAAAAGGAAAUCGAGUCGGUAUUGAGAUUUCCCCAGUGUGAAAAACUAUCACCACCCAUUUUACAGCUUGACGAGGUGUACUUCUACUACUCCAAAGAUAACCCAAUCUUCUGCAAUAUAUGUGUGAAUGCCUCGAUGGAUUCCAGAAUUUGCAUAGUUGGUGAGAAUGGUGCGGGUAAGACGACCCUACUGAAGAUUCUGCUGGGUGACCUGUCUCCGGUGAAGGGCGUCCGUCAUGCUCACCGCAGUCUACGCAUCGGCUACUUCAGCCAGCAUCACGUCGACCAGCUGGACAUGAGCGUCAACUCGGUGGAACUCCUAGCCACACGGUUUCCAGGCAAGACGUCCGAGAUGUACCGAGGUCAGCUGGGGUAUUAUGGAGUGAGUGGUGAGCUGGCAUUACGGCCGGUGUCCAGUCUUUCAGGAGGUCAGAAGAGUCGAGUGGCGUUCGCGGUGAUGAGUAUGACAAACCCAAAUUUCUUCAUUCUUGAUGAGCCGACGAAUCAUCUGGACAUGGAAACGAUUGAAGCUCUCGGAGACGCUCUCAACAAGUUUCAGGGUGGAGUUGUCUUAGUUUCUCACGACGAACGGUUAAUUCGGAAAGUAUGCAAUGAACUCUGGGUGGUUGCAAACAAAACUUGUAUAUCGCUGGAGGGCGGAUUUGACGAGUAUAAAAAUCAGGUGGAGGUGGAGCUACAGGAGAAAGGCAUUUGAUGAUUGGUUAAUUCUAGCCAUGAUUGACAGGAUUUUAGAAGUUUAUUUAUGACAGUCCAAACAAAUGUGAUGUCUUUCUGUUGAGAAAUAAUUGUUGUGGUGAGACAUGAUGAAGCUGUGAUGUUGUGUUCAGUUUGAGAUAUCUGCCUCAGUUUUAGAAAACACAAAAUAUUAUUGUAUUCUCAGCAAAUCUUAUCGUUCAGGAUCCUAUUUUAUGAAGUGAUCUUAGCCCUAAAAUCACCUUAAAGGGACGGACCCUAGUUUUUAAACACUAACACAUAUUUUUCACUAUUAGAGCCGUUUAUGAUCUCUGAAAUCAAACAUUACUUAUAUUAUAUUAAUUAGAUUAUUCAUUUUCGAAUAGCCAAAGUGUUUCAGGCCCGUGCUUAUAAAAUUUAAAGUCUAGACUUCAAUAAAGUCCAGAUUUUAACGUUAUGCUAUUUGAAUGGUGUUGCCAUGACGUUAAAGUCUAGACUUUAAAGUUUAUAAGCACGGGGCCUGGUCAUCCUGGUGUUUCUAAUACCACAAAAGGCAUUUUUCAUACUUUUA